AUGGCCAAGGCGGGGAGAACGCCGGUCCCUGUGACAAUACCGAACAUACACGUUAACACCGAGGCCGCUCCUGCUGCGGGCUCCUUGGCUGACCGCAUCACCAAGCCUGACGAGUCGAAGCCCACCGAUGUCUCCGAUGUUCCCGUUACCUCCAAGGAAGAUGGGGCCUCUGCCCCCGCGCAAGGCUCGGCGAAUCUCGAAGAGCCCGACUACACUGUCGCUGUCAAGCUGAGCGACCUGCAGGCCGACCCUAACAAUCCCUUGUUCUCAGUCAAGAGCUUCGAAGAUCUAGGCCUAGAUGCGCGCAUCCUCAAGGGUCUCUCGACUAUGAGCUUCCGCAAGCCAUCCAAGGUCCAGGAACGCGCCCUGCCUCUGCUUAUGAGUAAUCCCCCUAAGAACUUGGUUGGCCAGUCGCAGUCCGGUACUGGAAAAACCGCUGCCUUUGUCCUCAACGUCCUCAGUCGUCUCGAUCUCUCGACCGAAGAGCUCCAGUUGUCGCCCCAAGCUUUGAUCCUCGCUCCCACUCGUGAAUUGGCUCGUCAGAUUGUCGGUGUAAUUCAGAUCAUGGGACAGUUCCUUGACGGUCUCGUCAUUGGUACUGCUGUUCCUGCCGAUUCGAAUGCGCGCCCCUCGAAGAUGGAUUGCUCGGUGGUGGUUGGCACACCUGGCACUGUUCAAGAUAUGAUUAAGAAGCGUAUUCUGAAUCCGAGCCGUUUGAAGGUACUUGUUCUAGAUGAGGCAGAUAACAUGCUUGAUCAGCAAGGUUUGGGAGACCAGUGCAUUCGGGCCAAGGCGAUGAUUCCCCGCGAUGUCCAAAUUGUUCUGUUCUCGGCUACUUUCCCCACUCACGUUUACCGCUAUGCUACCAAAUUCGCUCCUUCUGCCAACGAGAUUACUCUCCAGCAUGACGAGUUGACGGUUGAGGGUAUCAAACAGCUCUACAUGGAUUGCGGUAGUGAGGAGGAAAAAUACCAGAAUUUGGUUCAGCUCUAUGGACUGCUUACUGUCGGGUCUUCCAUCAUUUUCGUUCGGACUCGUGCCUCUGCCGUUGAGAUCGAAAAGCGCAUGGUUGCCGAGGGUCACACUGUCGCCUCGCUGACUGGUGGUGUGGAGGGAUCCCAGCGUGAUGCUGUCAUCGAUGCCUUCCGUAGUGGUGAAGCUAAGGUUCUCAUCACGACCAACGUUCUUGCUCGAGGAAUCGAUGUCUCUACAGUUUCUUUGGUCGUUAACUACGAUAUCCCCGAAGAGUACAACGGCGGUCAACGCACCCACACACCCGACUUCCAGACAUAUCUUCACCGUAUCGGUCGUACCGGCCGCUUUGGUCGCAUUGGUGUGGCUAUCUCGUUCGUUUCCAACCGUGAUGAAUGGGAGAUGCUGCGCAAGAUUCAAGAGCACUUCCAGUGUAUCAUUGACCGCAUCGAUACCAGCGAUUGGGAUGAAGUGGAAGAAAUGAUUAAGAAAACCAUCAAGAACACCCGUGCCCAGGCAGACUUUGUUCGAACCAACUGA
This is a messenger RNA of Penicillium paradoxum, 1512 nucleotides long. RefSeq names its product ATP-dependent RNA helicase DBP5 (gene dbp5). Gene Ontology annotation, molecular function: ATP binding; RNA helicase activity; RNA binding. The record is from RefSeq and is a predicted model, not a curated record. Bases 1 to 1512 code for a protein of 503 amino acids. Gene Ontology annotation, biological process: poly(A)+ mRNA export from nucleus. Gene Ontology annotation, cellular component: cytoplasmic stress granule; nucleus. NCBI's taxonomy places the organism in Eukaryota, Fungi, Ascomycota, Eurotiomycetes, Eurotiales, Aspergillaceae. The transcript is spliced from 7 exons.